Molecule: messenger RNA, 8237 nt
Organism: Capsicum annuum
Lineage: Eukaryota; Viridiplantae; Streptophyta; Magnoliopsida; Solanales; Solanaceae
Product: callose synthase 12
Exons: 2
Coding region: 192-5498 (1768 amino acids)
Biological process (GO): (1->3)-beta-D-glucan biosynthetic process
Cellular component (GO): 1,3-beta-D-glucan synthase complex; plasma membrane
Molecular function (GO): 1,3-beta-D-glucan synthase activity
Source: RefSeq, a predicted model, not a curated record
UUUUAUCUGCUAGUACUAAAAUUUCUCUCCAAAAAAUUUAAACAAAUCCCAAUCAUUAUCAUCCACGCGCAUAUCUACGCGCCAUUACACCUUAUUCAUCUUCUUCCAUAUUCCAUCUAUACGUUCCACUACAACUUUUUCCCCUUUUUACCAACGUACCCCUCUGCCCUCAGAUCUCUCCUCAUGCAACAAUGAGCCACCGGCAACGUUCAACGCCGCCGGGGGCACAACAAAUUCCGGUAGAUGAAGAACCAUACAACAUUAUUCCGAUACAUAAUCUCUUAGCUGACCACCCUUCUCUCCGUUUCCCUGAAGUACGCGCCGCCACUGCAGCUCUACGCGCCGUCGGUGACUUACGUAGACCUCCAUUUGCGCCGUGGAAAUCUCAUUAUGACCUGCUUGACUGGCUUUGUUUGUUCUUCGGUUUUCAGGAUUCUAAUGUACGGAAUCAAAGGGAGCAUAUUGUGCUUCAUUUAGCUAAUGCUCAGAUGCGCUUAACUCCGCCGCCGGAUAAUAUUGACUCUCUGGACCCUGCCGUUCUCCGUCGUUUUCGACGUCAGCUUUUGAAGAAUUAUUCGGCGUGGUGCUCGUUUUUAGGGUUGAAAUCGAAUGUGUGGUUAUCUGAUAGGUCGAAUUCGUCGGAUCAUCGACGUGAGUUGCUUUAUGUAUCGCUUUAUCUUCUUAUUUGGGGUGAAUCAGCGAAUUUGCGCUUUGUUCCUGAAUGUUUGUGUUAUAUUUUUCAUAAUAUGGCUAUGGAAUUGAAUAAGAUUUUGGAGGAUUAUAUUGAUGAGAAUACUGGUAGGCCAUUUUUGCCAUCGAUUUCUGGUGAGAAUGCGUUUUUGAACCGGAUUGUUAAGCCGAUUUAUGAGACGAUUCGAGCUGAGGCUGAUAAUAGUCGGAAUGGAACUGCGCCGCAUUCUGCGUGGCGGAAUUAUGAUGAUAUUAAUGAGUAUUUUUGGAGUAAGAGGUGUUUUGAUAAGUUGAAGUGGCCUAUUGAUAUUGGGAGUACCUUUUUUGUGACUACUAAUAAAGGGAAGAAGGUGGGCAAGACGGGGUUUGUGGAGGUGAGGUCGUUUUUGAAUUUGUAUAGGAGUUUUGAUAAGCUAUGGAUUAUGCUGGCAUUGUUUUUACAGGCUGCGAUAAUUGUAGCUUGGGAGGGGAAGCAGUAUCCGUGGCAAGCUUUGGAGAGUAGGGAUGUUCAGGUGAGGGUGUUAACUAUCUUUUUCACAUGGAGCGGUAUGAGGUUUCUGCAGUCGUUGCUAGAUGUAGGAAUGCAGUAUCGUAUCAUCUCGAGGGAGACCCCGUGGCAUGGGGUGAGAAUGGUGUUGAAGAGUGUUGUUGCAGCAGGGUGGAUUCUGGUCUUCGGUGUAUUCUAUGGGAGGAUUUGGAGCCAGAGGAAUAACGAUAGGCGUUGGACCCCAGCUGCUAACAAGAGGGUGGUGAAUUUUCUUGAGGUUGCUCUUGUUUUCAUUGCUCCAGAACUGUUAGCCUUGGCACUCUUUAUUCUGCCAUGGGUCAGGAAUUUUCUUGAGAACACCAACUGGAGGAUAUUUUACCUGUUGUCUUGGUGGUUUCAGAGUCGGACCUUUGUGGGUCGUGGACUUAGGGAAGGCCUUGUCGAUAACAUAAAGUAUUCCCUCUUUUGGGUGGUAGUGCUUGCGACCAAAUUUUCCUUCAGUUAUUUCCUACAGAUCAAACCUAUGAUUGUUCCAACAAGAGCACUGUUGCGCCUCAAGGGUGUCAAGUACGAAUGGCAUGAAUUCUUUAACAACAGCAACAGGUUCUCAGUAGGAUUGCUCUGGCUUCCUGUUGUGCUGAUAUAUCUUAUGGAUAUUCAGAUUUGGUACUCAAUCUACUCUUCUUUUGUUGGGGCAACGGUUGGAUUAUUUGAUCACUUGGGAGAGAUACGGAACAUGCCACAGUUAAGGUUGAGAUUCCAAUUUUUUGCAAGUGCAAUUCAGUUUAAUCUGAUGCCAGAAGAGCAGUUGUUGAAUGCCCAAGGAACACUAAAAAGCAAAAUCAAGGACGCCAUCCUCCGUUUGAAACUCAGAUAUGGGUUUGGUCGACCAUUUAAAAAGCUUGAACCCAAUCAGGUAGAGGCGAACAAAUUUGCCUUGAUUUGGAAUGAGAUAAUUGCAACUUUCAGAGAAGAAGAUAUUCUGAGUGACCGUGAGGUUGAGUUGUUGGAGCUUCCCCAGAACACGUGGAAUGUUAGAGUGAUUCGUUGGCCAUGUUUGCUCCUCUGCAACGAGGUGCUGCUUGCACUCAGUCAGGCGAAGGAGCUGGUGGAUGCUCCUGAUAGGUGGCUCUGGCAUAAGAUCAGCAAGUAUGAAUACAGGCGGUGUGCUGUUAUUGAGGCUUAUGACAGCACGAGGCAUUUGCUGCUGGAAAUUGUCAAAGUGAACAGCGAGGAGCACUCCAUCAUAACAACCUUCUUUCAGCAGAUUGAUCAGUGGAUUCAGCUGGAGAAGUUCACAAAAUACUACAAUCUGACUGCUCUGCCCCAGAUCCGUGGAAAGUUGAUUACUCUUCUAGAUCUAAUACUCAAGCCAAAAAAGGAUGUUGACAAGAUUGUGAAUGUUCUCCAGGCCUUAUAUGAGGUUGCCACUCGGGAUUUUCUGAAAGAGAAAAUGACUGGAGAUCAGCUGAGAGAGGAAGGGCUGGCUCUUCAGGCUUCGGCGACUAGAUUGCUUUUUGAGAAUGUAGUUUCAUUGCCAGAUCCAGAGAAUGAGACAUUUUAUCGACAGGCUCGCCGCUUGAACACUAUUCUUACAUCUCGGGACUCUAUGAGUAAUAUCCCGAGAAAUCUUGAAGCGAGACGUCGACUUGCCUUCUUUAGCAAUUCUCUGUUUAUGAACAUGCCGCAUGCGCCUCAAGUUGAGAAGAUGAUGGCAUUCAGUGUUUUGACACCUUACUACAAUGAAGAAGUACUGUACAACAAGGAACAACUUAGAACUGAGAAUGAAGAUGGGAUUUCUACAUUAUAUUACUUGCAGACUAUUUAUGCUGAUGAGUGGGAAAAUUUCUUGCAGCGAAUGCGUAGAGAAGGAAUGGUUGAUGAGAAGAAAGAGUUAUGGACGACGAAGCUAAGAGAUCUUCGUCUCUGGGCAUCAUACAGAGGACAGACUCUUACUCGCACAGUUAGGGGGAUGAUGUACUACUAUCGAGCUCUCAAAAUGCUGGCCUUUCUGGAUUCUGCAUCUGAGAUGGAUAUCAGAGAAGGAUCAGUGGAACUUGGUUUUAUGAGGCAUGAUGGUAGCAUUGAUGGUUUAAGCUCAGAAAGGUCUCCGUCUUCGAGAAGGUUGAGCAGAGCUGACAGUUCAGUUAGUUUGUUGUUCAAAGGGCACGAGUAUGGGACUGCUUUAAUGAAAUUCACAUAUGUGGUAGCUUGUCAGAUAUAUGGUACUCAGAAAGCCAAAAAGGAUCCACAUGCAGAGGAAAUUUUGUAUCUGAUGAAAAAUAAUGAGGCCCUUCGUGUAGCUUAUGUUGAUGAGGUUCCCACGGGAAGGGAUGAGAAGGAUUAUUAUUCUGUGCUUGUGAAGUAUGAUCAAAAGCUUGAAAGGGAAGUUGAGAUCUAUCGAGUUAAGUUGCCUGGUCCUUUGAAGCUUGGGGAGGGGAAACCAGAAAAUCAAAACCAUGCCUUUAUAUUUACCCGUGGUGAUGCAGUUCAGACUAUCGACAUGAACCAAGAUAAUUACUUCGAAGAGGCACUGAAAAUGAGGAACUUGUUGCAAGAGUUCAAACGCUACUAUGGCAUUCGUAAGCCUACAAUUCUUGGAGUUCGGGAACAUAUAUUCACUGGUUCUGUCUCAUCCCUUGCUUGGUUCAUGUCAGCCCAGGAAAUGAGUUUUGUAACCCUGGGACAGCGUGUAUUAGCCAACCCCCUGAAAAUCCGAAUGCAUUAUGGACAUCCAGAUGUCUUUGACAGGUUUUGGUUUCUAACAAGGGGAGGAAUAAGCAAGGCAUCUAGAGUAAUCAACAUCAGUGAGGACAUUUUUGCUGGCUUCAACUGUACACUACGAGGUGGCAAUGUCACGCACCAUGAGUACAUACAAGUUGGCAAAGGAAGGGAUGUUGGGUUGAAUCAAAUAUCUAUGUUUGAAGCCAAGGUUGCCAGUGGCAAUGGUGAACAAGUUCUUAGCAGAGAUGUCUAUAGAUUGGGUCAUAGAUUGGAUUUCUUCAGAAUGCUUUCUUUCUUUUAUACUACUGUAGGAUUUUUCUUCAAUACAAUGAUGAUUGUCCUCACUGUAUAUGCAUUCUUAUGGGGACGGCUUUACCUUGCACUUAGUGGGGUUGAGGACUCCGUUGCGGCAAAUACCACCAAUAACAAAGCACUUGGUGCCAUACUGAACCAACAAUUUAUCAUCCAGCUGGGUCUUUUCACUGCGUUACCAAUGAUUGUGGAGAAUUCUCUCGAGCAUGGUUUUCUUACAUCUAUCUGGGAGUUUAUAACAAUGAUGCUUCAACUUUCAUCUGUAUUUUACACAUUCUCAAUGGGAACUCGUGCUCAUUAUUUUGGUCGUACUAUUCUUCACGGUGGCGCAAAAUACCGGGCUACUGGGCGUGGUUUUGUCGUGCAGCACAAAAGUUUUGCUGAGAAUUAUCGGUUAUAUGCUCGUAGCCAUUUUAUCAAGGCAAUUGAACUUGGUCUGAUACUCACAGUGUAUGCUGCAUACAGCCCUGUUGCUAAAGGAACUUUUACAUAUAUAGCACUGACUAUCUCAAGUUGGUUCCUGGUGGUGUCAUGGAUCUUGGGGCCCUUUGUGUUUAAUCCUUCUGGGUUUGAUUGGUUAAAGACAGUAUAUGAUUUUGAUGACUUCAUGAACUGGAUUUGGUACCGUGGUAGUGUUUUUGCAAAGGCAGAACAGAGCUGGAAAAAAUGGUGGGAGGAGGAACAGGAUCAUUUAAGAACGACAGGUCUGUGGGGAAAGAUACUGGAAAUUAUCCUAGACCUUCGCUUCUUCUUUUUCCAGUAUGGCAUUGUAUAUCAGUUGGGUAUUGCUGCCAGAAGCAAAAGCAUUGCUGUUUACUUGCUUUCUUGGAUUUAUGUUGUGGUGGCUCUUGGCUUUUUUAAUAUUACAGCUUAUGCUCGGGAUAAAUAUGCUGCAAGGGAGCACAUAUACUUUCGUCUUGUGCAGCUCCUUGUUGUAGUCUUUUUCAUAGUUUUACUUGUUGCUCUACUGCAGUUCACAGCUUUUAAAUUUAGUGAUCUCUUCGUCAGCCUGUUGGCUUUUAUCCCUACUGGUUGGGGUUUCAUUUCAGUCGCUCAAGUCUUACGUCCCUUUUUACAAAACACUAUGAUAUGGGGAACUAUUGUGUCCGUGGCACGACUAUAUGAGAUAAUGUUUGGGAUUAUUGUCAUGGUACCCGUGGCUGUACUGUCUUGGUUGCCUGGUUUCCAACCUAUGCAGACAAGGAUCCUAUUCAAUGAAGCAUUUAGUAGAGGUCUGCGGAUAUUCCAGAUUGUGACAGGAAAAAAGCCUAAGAGUGACGUGUGAUUUGAGAGUACCCACCCAACUGCAUCCGUUUGUUUGGUUUUACUUUCAUCUCGUUUUGGGCCAAUUAUAGAAGAUGAAAAGAAUCAAAGCUGUUGGAGUCCUGGUUUACUUGGUUAAACUAAGUAUUGUACUCUCUUCUUGCACAAGACACUUCUGUAAAUCUAUAAUUUUCACAUCUAAAAAUGAUGAUUGUUACUAUUUGUAGUUUACAUAUUCUAUUGUGGACUACUUCGUGGAUAAAACAUGUAUUCUUAUUGUGGACUAACAUAUGCACAAGCUUUAGUUUGGGAUGUGUUUCUAGACUUGUGCUUUCUUAUAUCUCUGAAAAGUUUCAAUCAGUUUGAUAUAGAUAAAGUAAGAUUACUCAAUGUUUAUUUAGUGGCACUGAGGUUCUUAAAGUCUGGUCUUUCUUUGGAUUGUUGAAAGUUCGGAAGAUAAAUAAUAAUAUUCAUGAGUUGCAGUCUACACGUGAAUGUCUUCUUAAAUUGGCCAACACACUACUGUUUUUGACCACAUUUGAAUUAUUCCCCUUCAACAGAAACUCUUCUGUCUGUGUAGAUCAACUUAUGACUAGUCACUAGUACCUUAUAUAUGAAGAUUACAAUGUUUCUCACUUUAUAGUAAGAAUAUUAACAGCUUAGACUUGGAAGGCUAUCUUGUUUUAGUAGGAUGCUUUUAUCAAGUUAACAUUGUUACCUCUCGUGGAUGUUGAUCGUCUAAUGAUACUUUCAAAAACUUCAGAAGCCAAUUUAUAGGUCCAAUUUCUCCUAGCUAUGUACUCUUAUUCUUAUUCCAUAGACACUAGUUAUUUUCUAGCUACGUAUAGCUCCUAAAAUAGGUUUAUUCAAUUAGCUAAAAUAUCCAUCCUUUUUGUUGCCUCUACUGGAAUUUAUGUUUCUGAUCAUUCCUCGAUUGCUGGAAUUAUUUACUAUGUCACUACAACUCUCUUCUUUCCUCACUUUUAUGAUUCACUGGAACAUUAAGUAUGAGUGCUCCAUGUACUUAAAUGUCCAAUAUACAUGUGGCAAAUAGGGCAAGGUAUGGAAACCUUCUCAACUCUUUGAUUUUGUAGUUAAAUUAUGGUCUAGUUAGGUUGUUAGGCAGUUAUUCAAUUAUUUGUUUAGUUCACCUACUAUCUUGUUUGGAGUUGAAUCAUGCAUAUCUGCUACUUUUAGUGUUAAAUUUGAAGUUGACUUUUAAAAGUUAAAUUAAGAUAAUCUUAGAAGUUACAUAUGAAAAAAUAAUAUUAGAAUUUACUUAUAAAGAGACAACGGUAUAUUUCAAUUUAUUGUGAGCCUUUCAACUAUCCUUCAGUAUGGAGUUAAUCUAUGGUUUAAUCUGAUUUUUCGUAAGCUGGAUUAUAUGUAAAUCUAUUUGCUAGCACUAAAGCUGAAGCUGACUCUCAAGUAAAGAUAUUAGGAUAACAUUUAGCUGCCUUUUAAAUUUCAAAAUCUGCUGCUCUAACUCGUGGAAUCUUUUUACUCGUUUUCCACGAUCAAUUUUUUUGAAAACUAAUCUGUUUACUCAAAUGUCCAGAAUAAUUUGCUACAUUUAACGUAUCUCUGAAGUGUUUCCACUUUCCAAUUCAUAUACUAGUAAGAAAGCCAAAAUUUUAUUGGAAAAGCACGAGGGAAGUAGAUUCGAGUAAAUAGUACUCCUACCAACCAAAGCUUUGCUUGUUUUUCUAGAAUAUUAUAGUAGUAGUAGGCUGAACUAGUGAUAUUGGGAGAGGAUCAAUCCUAUUAAUCGGAUUUAUGCUACUGUUUGUUUUUCUAUGAUACUAGUUUAGGAUACGUGUGUUGCAUGUGUAUCAAACGUUUUUAAGAAUAAACGUAUAUCAAAAAUAUAUUAGGUGUGCGUCUGAUAAUUUAUUAAGUACAGAAUAUUUUAAAAAAACAAUGUAAAAUUUUCAAGAUAAAAAAGUGUUAGUUGAUUAAAGAGGAAUUUAGUCGUUAUACUUAUUUCUUAAUUUUAAAAGAACGUUGUUUUUACAAAUAUUUAUUUUUAUUUUUAGGAUUUUAUAUAUUUGUACUGUAUGUAAAAUGUAAUUAUGUUUGAAACAAUUGCAUAUCUAUAUUAUUUUCAUUGUCAAAUUAUGUUUCACUUGUAAUGAGAUGAUUGAUAAUAAUAGAAAAUAUAUAAUUUAAUUGAAAACAUAAAGCAUAAGAAUUAGUUUUAAAGCUUUUGUAUAUGUUAAAAAUACUUCAUAUAAAUUAAUAAGUAGAGUGUAAAUUUAUACUCCCUCCGUCCCAUUUUAUGUGUCGCUAUUUCCUUUUGGGUCCAUCCCAAAAAGAAUGUCACCUUUCCUUAUUUGGUAACUAUUUAAUGGCAUCAUUCCCAUUUUAUCCGUAGUGGGUUCCACUUAUUAAGAAAAGACAACUAAAGGUUAAACAUUACAAUAACUUUAAGAGAAACAAUUUUGUAAACUUUACGAAGUCAUUACUUAUUUCUUAGACUCCGUGCCCGGUCAAAUGACGACACAUAAAAUGACAUUUUAUAUUUUGGGUUUGUUAUAUUGCUAUCGGUACUAAGCCGGGGGUCUCUCGGAAAUAGCCACUCUACUUCACCUAGGUAGUGGUAUGGUCUACGUACACUCUACCCUCCCCAGACCCCACUAUGUUGGAAUACACUGGGUAUGUUGUUGUUGUAUAUAUAUAAAAACAUGCAUUUUGAAGAAUAAACUGAUAAACCAUGGCCCAAAUCCGAAAAGGCCCAAUAAAUUAAAACAUAGAGAGAAAA